Molecule: messenger RNA, 2339 nt
Organism: Geodia barretti
Lineage: Eukaryota; Metazoa; Porifera; Demospongiae; Tetractinellida; Geodiidae
Source: the annotation of a GenBank genome assembly
GAGAGGGUGGGGCACGAGGAUGCAAAGCUCAAGAGCUCUUCUGUCGCUUCCCAGUUCUUCCGGGAGUAGUCUGGUCUCUUCCCGCACCAGCAGCAGUGCCAGUCUGCUCCGUGCACACGAGUACGGAGGCGAGUUGGAGUCAUACUUAUCUCUUGUUGCUGGAGAGAGAAAAAAGAGGAGCCGCAAAGAGGGCAAGGCGGAGAAGCGGGGAGCAGCUGAGAUUGACUGGGGAAGACUGCUAGACGGUCAGUGUGAGGAGAUUCAGAACCAGGAAGAGGUUGAAGCGGAAGAGAGUGAAGAAUAUGGUGACAUCAAACAGUUCCUGAAGCCCAUGUCCGCACCAAUUGUGAGCUCAGAGAAAACAAAGAAGGAUGCUGAAGGCCCCGCUGAGUUGUCCAAUCAACCACCCAACACUCUUCCAAAGCUGCUCUCACGUGCAGCAGAUGGAGAUUUCACAUAUUCAAUGUCAAUGACUGAUUCAUUCAGUGGGGGCAGUAUAGCGAGUGAACUAGGUGUGGCCAUUCAACACAAGGAUCUUACAUGCAAUGCCACCAAACAACUAGAGCUUAACACAAGAUCACCUGAACCUCUAAAUGAAGAUCUUGGGCCACAUACGUCAAUGGAAGAUCAGAGAAAGCAAAAGACCUCUGCUGUUACAAAAUCUCGUCGAGUAAGUGAAGGCAGUUCCCAAUCAACUGAGGAUGACACAAGUGAUCCUUCCCUGUCCCAAGACCUGGCCCUCUCCUCGCACUUCAGAAACAACAUCUUCACACUGGAGCAGUUGGAGACACUAGACUCAGAGCCAGACCAUAACUCUAAAAUUGGAGCCACUGGGAGACCAGAUAAAGGAGGCUCUGCUACUAGUGAAGACAUUGCUCCUGAAGACGGUCGUCAAUUCCACAAUAUCGUGUCUCUUGCCGAUUUGGAUUCCCUACCAGCCGAGAGCAAGACUAAACUGCCAGAUGCAGUCAAUGUUCCCUCAGAGCUAGUUGUGCAUCAUAGAUACUCUGAACAAGACAGAAACAGUUCAGAGGAACAGAAGAGUGACGAUUUGCACUCUACUAGUGAGGAGAUAAACCAAGAGGACACAGAAACAUCUGUCAGAUACGAUGAAGACUUUGAAGAUGAAACAGUGGGAACCACUGCCUUGUCCCACAGCUCCCUAGACAAUCAGAAAUCUCUCGAUAGUGGUACCUCGUCCCACAACUCUCUAAACAGAGACAGACCUGCUGUGGAGCACAGCUCUCCAGACAAGCAGGGAUCAAUGGAGAGUAUCGACAAGUCUCUAUACUGGGAGAGAUCUGAAGAUAGUGAAGCAAAAGCCACUAGAUACUCUGCUACAGAGUCAGGAGAACUAGAUUACAGUUCGCAGUGGGAGAGGACCCAGUCCGAACAGACCACUACUGUCUGUGGUCCUGGCAGUAGAAAUGAAACAGCUCCAGGGACAUCCGGUAGUGGAGGGGUUACCACUAGUCAGCAGCAGGUGUUUAGUACUGGAGCUCCCAGAGACAGAGCCAGGCUCGGAGAUCUUCACCAGGGAUCAGGAGAACCACCGUACAUCAAAGAUGGACCUGGUGAAGCAUCACUGCCUCUAACUCAUCAACCUCCCCUCAGCCUCCCUGAAUUCCCUCACCUCCCACACUAUUCUCCUCUUCUUCCUCACCUCCUCACUAACACCACUGGCCAGCCAGUGUUCUCAUCUUCGUCGCAUGUGUCUGAGGCCCUGGAGGACCUGGUUCGUUCCCAGCUGGCCCUCACCAGGAGUUUGGUAGACCGCUCACGCUCUCUGGCCCAGUACCUGACCGACUCAAUCACCCCUGACUACCACUACACCACUCUGGAGGACACCAAGAAGGUCGUCAUCAUAAUUAUACCAGCUAGCAGAGAGAUAGGGUGCCUGUAUUUGACUGCUCUGCCAAGAUGUAUGUGUUGAGACAAACUCUAUAUAGUCACAGAGAGUGUAUGUUUAUAUUGAUACUGGUACGAUGUGAUACCAAAUUGUCAUACAAAGUGUUAGCAGAAAAUGGUAUAGAGAGCAUUUUUAUAGAGAGUAAAAUGCCCUGCUACUGAACUACUAUGCUCUUUGUUCUGCAGUACAUCUCGCAGCACAGACCAAGAGUUCUAACCAAAGAAGAAGCUCAAAAACUUGUUUCAAAGGAGGAAGAAUUGUAGCCAUCAUCAUAUUUUAAAACAGAAAGCUUAUGAAAGAGACAUCAUAAUUAUUAUUGAGGCAGAAAAAGCGGCUGGGACCCUUUACCACCACACUACAGUAGACAGUAUAUACAUUAUUAUUAUACCGGGGUAAAUUGCUGGUAUAUUGACAUUGCGUGCAAUGAGUU